AUGAGGCUGCAUGGUGGUAAUACAGAGGAGGAGAAGAAAAAGAUAAAAGCAUUCAGCGAAUGGCAACUCAAGGUUGGGAACGGCAUGGUUGAUCCAGUUAGCAUUGGAGAUCAUGUUUCAGAAGUUUUAUUCAAACUUCCGGAAGAGCAUGUUGUCCACUCCAAUGACAACGCAGUACAAGAUCUCAUAGAUGUUAUCUAUCCAGAUUUCACGGCCAACAUGUCCUCUCGGAAGUACCUCAGUUCCCGUGCAAUACUCACACCUACAAAUGCGGUUGUUGAUGACAUAAAUAAAGCUAUACUGGAUAAGACACCCGGUGAAAUUUUCACCUACUACAGCCAAGAUUCUAUGGAGGAUAAAGACAUUGAGCAGAAUGAAUUCGAUGAGUCAUUCCCUGUGGAAUAUCUAAAUUCUCUCAACAUGCCAUGCAUCCCAAAACGUGAACUAAAGCUAAAGAUUGGCACACCCAUAAUGUUAAUGAGGAACCUUAAUCAAAUAAAUGGCUUAUGUAAUGGGACUCGGAUGAUUGCCACCGGUUGUAAGAAGAACAUCAUUGAGUGUGAGAUCAUGUGUGGUUCAAAUAUUGGAACGAAACAUCCAAUUCCAAGGAUCGAGAUGGUGCCAACAGAAAUACCAUGGCCAUUUGACUUUAAAUGUACUCAAUUUCCAUUACAGAUAUGUUUUGCUAUGACCGUAAAUAAAAGCCAGGGACAGUCACUUGAUCAUGUUUGUUUAUAUCUGCCCAGGCCGGUUUUUUGUCAUGGUCAGUUGUAUGUGGCUAUUUCCAGGGUGACUUCUGCUUCUGGACUUCAUAUCUUGGUAGUAAGUAAUGAAGGUUCAACUACAAAUAUUACAUCAAAUGUGGUAUUUGAGGAAGUCUUUUAUAACUUGCCUCAAGAUCAUGGGACAUCCUAA
Molecule: messenger RNA, 915 nt
Organism: Daucus carota subsp. sativus
Lineage: Eukaryota; Viridiplantae; Streptophyta; Magnoliopsida; Apiales; Apiaceae
Exons: 1
Coding region: 1-915 (304 amino acids)
Biological process (GO): DNA replication
Cellular component (GO): replication fork
Source: RefSeq, a predicted model, not a curated record